AUGCUGGAGAAGCCGACCGACGGGCGGGAGGUGGUGUGCCAUGCCUCAGCCUGGGACUUCUACAACAGGAAGGACUUCAGGAUCAAGCAGUGCACGCGGGUCACGAUGGACCAGCUGUCCACGGUGCACCACGAGAUGGGCCACGUGCAGUACUACCUGCAGUACAAGGACCAGCCUGUCUCCCUGCGCAGCGGUGCCAACCCUGGCUUCCACGAGGCCAUCGGGGAUGUGCUGGCGCUCUCGGUCUCCACUCCUAUACAUCUGUACAAAAUUGGCCUGCUGGACCAUGUCACCAAUGACACGGAAAAUGACAUCAAUUACUUGCUAAAGAUGGCAUUGGAAAAAAUUGCCUUCCUGCCUUUUGGCUACUUGGUGGACCAGUGGCGCUGGGGGGUCUUUAGUGGGCGUACCCCCCCCUCCCGCUACAACUUUGACUGGUGGUAUCUUCGAACCAAGUAUCAGGGGAUCUGUCCUCCAGUUGUCCGAAAUGAAACCCACUUUGAUGCUGGAGCUAAGUUUCAUGUCCCGAAUGUGACGCCAUACAUCAGGUACUUUGUGAGUUUUGUCCUACAGUUCCAGUUUCAUCAAGCCCUGUGCAAGGAGGCAGGCCACCAGGGCCCACUGCACCAGUGUGACAUCUACAAGUCCACCCAGGCAGGGGCCAAGCUCCG
This is a messenger RNA of Galeopterus variegatus (Sunda flying lemur), 671 nucleotides long. RefSeq names its product angiotensin-converting enzyme-like. The annotation marks the transcript as partial. The transcript has 5 exons. The record is from RefSeq and is a predicted model, not a curated record. Gene Ontology annotation, molecular function: metallopeptidase activity; peptidyl-dipeptidase activity. Gene Ontology annotation, cellular component: plasma membrane. Gene Ontology annotation, biological process: proteolysis. Lineage: Eukaryota; Metazoa; Chordata; Mammalia; Dermoptera; Cynocephalidae.